Brassica rapa (field mustard) is the source of this 2296-nucleotide messenger RNA. Its product is annotated as cytochrome P450 705A22-like. Gene Ontology annotation, molecular function: iron ion binding; heme binding; oxidoreductase activity, acting on paired donors, with incorporation or reduction of molecular oxygen, NAD(P)H as one donor, and incorporation of one atom of oxygen. Gene Ontology annotation, cellular component: membrane. The record is from RefSeq and is a predicted model, not a curated record. NCBI's taxonomy places the organism in Eukaryota, Viridiplantae, Streptophyta, Magnoliopsida, Brassicales, Brassicaceae.
CGAUGCGGCUGCUCUAACAACCAUUGAUUCCAUACAGAAGAAUACUCACUGAGUAACAAUGGCAGCAGCAUUCAUCCUUGACUUUAAAAACUGUUUCAUCUUUAUCAUCCUUUGCCUCUUUUCAUUUCUCUUUUACUAUUUCUUCUUCAAGGCACCAAAUAACUCAGAAGGCUGUGAUCAUCUGCCACCCAGCCCUCCGUCUCUUCCAAUCAUCGGCCAUCUUCACCUUCUCUUCUCUCUUCUACUCCACAAAUCUUUACAGAAACUAUCCUCCAAGUACGGACCUAUCCUCUAUCUUCGUAUCUUCAAUGUACCCAUAGUCCUUGUCUCCUCUGCCUCAAUAGCCUAUGAGAUCUUCAGGGCGCAAGACAUGAACGUUUCCACUCGAACCUUCCCAACGAACGAAGGGUCUCUUUUCUUUGGAUCUUCCAACUUCACUACUGCUCCGUAUGGAGACUACUGGAAAUUCAUAAACAAGCUCAUCACCACCAAGCUCCUUGGACCUCAGGCUCUCGAGAGGUCAAGAGGCGUCCGUGCGGAUGAGGUAAAUCGGUUUUACUUGGAUCUUGUAGACAAGGCGGUGAAGAAGGAGAUCGUUGAGAUUGCCGAGGAAGCUAUGAAGCUAAUAAGCAACAACAUGUGCAAGAUGCUUAUGGGAAAGAGUCUUUCAGAGUACGAUGAGUCAGAGAGAGUGAGGGGCUUACUGACUGAAACAGAUGUCUUGCUUAAAAAGUUUUUCCUGGCGGCCAUCUUGCGCAAGCCGCUUGCGAAGCUCGGGAUCUCACUUUUCAAAAAGGACUUUGAGAGUAUUACCCGCAGGUACGACGAGGUGUUAGAGAAGAUUAUUGUGGAGUAUGAAGAGAGGCAGAAGGAUUAUAAUCAAAGUAGUGAGAUGUUGGACGUACUAUUAUUGGAAGCUUGUCAAGGUAAAAAAGCAAGGCAUAAUAAUAAGAUCACUAGGAACCAUAUCAAGUCCUUGUUCGUGGUAAAUGUUCCUUCCUCUGAUUAUAUUAUUACGUACCAUUGGUUGUUCCUGUCUAAAGAAUGUAUGCUUCUACAGGAUCUUUUCGUCGCAGGCACGGAGACCUCAACGCUCAAUAUUCAGUGGACCAUGGCAGAGAUUUUCAACAACCCAAAGGUUCUUGAGAGAUUGAGAGAAGAAAUUGAUUUGAUUGUAGGAAAAACAAGGUUGGUUCAAGAAACAGAUCUAGCUAACAUGCCUUAUUUGCAAGCUAUCGUUAAGGAAGCACUGAGAUUGCACCCACCAGGACCUCUUGUGAUAAGGACCUUCAGUGACAGGUGUAAGGUUGGAGGCUUUGAUGUACUGGAGAAGACAACACUUCUAGUUAACAGCUAUGCUGUAAUGAGAGAUCCAUAUUUAUGGGAAGACCCUGAGGAGUUUAAGCCUGAGAGGUUUUUACCAGCUUCUCCAAGAUCAGGUGGUCACGAGGACGAGAUGAUAAAAGAGGAAGUCCUAAAAUACAUUCCUUUCGGAAGCGGAAGGAGAGGCUGUCCUGGAUCAAACCUAGCUUAUCUUUCUGCAGGAACCGCGGUUGGAGUGAUGGUGCAGUGUUUUGAUUGGAAAAUCGAAGGAGGUAAGGUUAACAUGGAAGAGGUUCGUGGAACAAUGACGGUGGCUAUAGCUCAUCCCCUUAAGUGCACUCCUCUUCUUCGAUAUCCAAACCCUUUACCUUCCCUUGUGUAGAUUUCCAGUCUGUGCGCUAGCUCGAGAUUUUCUCUUAUAUAAGGACAAUGUGUGUGUAUGCAUGCCAUUCUUGGUUUAUGCCUAAUAAUUUCUUUCGUGUAAGAUUCUGUUCACGGGUUUUAUAUAAAAUGCAGGUUACAAUAUAGAUACUGUCAACUUUGUCCAAGCCCAGCCAUUAUAAUUUGGCAUCUAAACCUCAAUUUUUUUUGAGAAUAUAUGUAUAAAAUACAUUGUUUUUUUUGUAAGAGUUAAUAUACAGUAUCAAACACUUCUGCCUCUAUACAAUAUUUAGUGUUUGGUGCCCAGAGUCAGUUUCUUCUUUUUUUUUUUUCUAGAAGCUAUUUUCUAGAUAGAGUUGUUUACAUAAUUGAUCAUUUUUCUCUCUUCCAUCCCUCUCUCUCAAAAGCGACUAGCAAGGCGAUCCUCCGUUUGGCUCCGGCACCAGAGAACUCUUCCCAAAACUUCAAAUAUAUUUGAGGUUUAUCAUCAGAGCAACUAGUCCUCAAAAUCUUAUCACUACAAGAAAACACGCCGAAUUCCGACGGAGAUUCCGACGGACGUCACAGGCGUCGGACAUUUUGGACGGAAAUC